UUACAUUCUCUCUGGUUGGUUUAUUAUGAUAAUAAGGCUGAGUAAAGAGGUUUUAUUAGAAAUAUAUGAAAUCAGCUCUCAUUCUUUUCUUUUAUUUUCUACCUCGAAUAAGUAAUAACCCUGAUAAAAUACUGUAUUCGAAGUAAUGCGCGGGAAUUUCUGUUGGCGGCGAUAUUUGCAGCACUCCCAUAUUCUUACAUUGAACAACCAUUUCUCCAACAUUCCACUAGCUAGCAGAAGCAUUGUAAAACUACCAAAUUACAGAAAUUUGAAUUUCCAAAAACAAUCACUGAACAAGCAUCCAGACAAAGAUGUUAUUAAAUGGAACACACAGAUAUCAAAUUACAUGAGAAGAGGCCAAUACAGAUUGGCUGUCGAGCUCUUCCAUUCAAUGCCACGCCGAACAGUAGUUUCCUGGAAUGCGAUGAUAACUGGGUACUUGUCAAAUGGCCGUUUUCAGGAUGCACACCAGAUCUUCGAUGAAAUGCCUGUGAGAGAUGGGUUUUCUUGGAAUUCAAUGUUGAAUGGAUAUAUUUUGUUUCUAGACUUAGCAGCUGCUAGAAGGUUCUUUGAGGAAAUGCCGGAAAGAGAUAUUGUAUCAUGGAAUACGAUGCUGUCGGGGUAUGCUCGUGGUGGGUAUGUGGAUGAUGCUAGGGAACUGUUUGAUGAGAUGCCAACGAAGAAUUCUAUAUCAUGGAAUGGAAUAGUGGCUGCAUAUGUGCAGAACGGGAGGGUAGAUGAAGCUGCAGCCUUGUUCGAGUCUAGAGGGGGUUGGGAACUGGUGUCUUGGAAUUGUUUGAUGGGUGGGUAUGUGAAGAUGAAUAGGCUGGUUGAAGCAAGGGAACUUUUUGAUAGGAUGCCUGCAAGAGAUGAGGUUUCAUGGAAUACUGUGAUAUCGGCUUAUGCUCAGAGUGGGCAUCUGUCAGAAGCUGAGAGUUUGUUUAUGAGGUGUCCGAGCAGGGAUGUCUUUACGUGGACAGCAAUGGUUUCUGGUUAUAUACAAAAUGGUAUGUUGGAUGAGGCACGGAGAAUAUUUGAUCAGAUGCCAGAGAAGAAUGUAGUAUCAUGGAAUUCUAUGAUAGCAGGAUAUGUACAUUGUAAGAGAAUGGACAUUGCCAGGGAAGUCUUUGAGGCUAUGCCUAUUCGUAGUAUUAGUUCUUGGAAUACAAUGAUUAGUGGCUAUGCACAUAACGGUGAUAUUGCAGAAGCUAGGGGUUUGUUCAAUAAGAUGCCUCUGCGGGAUUCUAUCUCAUGGUCAGCGAUGAUUGCUGGUUAUGCUCAAAGCAGUCAUAAUGAGGAGGCUUUACAUCUAUUUGCCAACAUGCAUAGAAAUAGAGAAAGGUCGAAUAAGUCAGUGUUUACGUGCAUUUUGAGCACGUGUGCUGAUACUGGUAUUUUAGAAUUAGGCAUGCAAGUGCAUGGGCAAGCCAUUAAAGUAGGAUAUGAAAGUGCAACCUAUAUAGGAAAUGCAUUGGUUGCCAUGUAUUGCAAGUGUGGAACCAUUGAUGAAGCAAACUGUGUCUUUAAGGGCAUAAAAGAAAAGGAUACUAUUUCUUGGAAUACAAUGAUUGCUGGUUACGCAAGACAUGGGUUUGGCCGUCAAGCUCUGGUAGUUUUCGAGUCAAUGAUUGAAGCUGGGGACAAAGCUGAUGAUACAACCAUGGUGGCUGUGUUGUCUGCGUGUGCUCAUGCUGGUUUAGCUGACAGAGCCAAACAAUAUUUUUACUCUAUGUACCCUGAUUAUGGGAUAGUUCCAAGUCCACGACACUAUACGUGUAUGAUUGAUCUUCUAGGCCGAUCUGGCAGGUUAGAUGAAGCCCAUAAUUUGGUGAGGAACAUGCCAUUUGCACCAGAUGCUGCAACUUGGGGUGCCUUGCUUGGUGCAGCGAAGGUUCAUGGGAACAUCGAGCUUGCAGAAAAGGCUGCAGAGAUCAUCUUUAAAAUGGAACCUAAUAACUCGGGAAUGUAUGUACUUCUUUCAAAUUUAUAUGCAGCUUCAGGCAGAUGGUAUGAUGUUGGGCAAAUGAGAUUGAAAAUGAGAGACAAAGGAGUGAAAAAAGUGCCGGGUUAUAGUUGGCUUGAAGUGCAAAACAAGAUCCAUACUUUUGUGGCUGGGGAUAGUUGCCACCCGGAAAAGGUUAGGAUAUAUGCAUUCUUAGAAGAGUUAGAAUCACGGAUGAAGCAAGAUGGAUAUGUGUCAUCCGUAAAGUUGGUUUUACAUGAUGUUGAUGAGGAGGAGAAAGAGCAUAUGCUCAAGUAUCAUAGUGAAAGAUUGGCGGUUGCUUAUGGAAUAUUGACAUUACCAACUCAGAAACCAAUACGGGUGAUGAAAAAUCUGAGGAUCUGUGAAGAUUGCCAUACAGCAAUUAAGCACAUCUCGAAGCUUGAAGGAAGGUUGAUAAUAGUACGGGAUUCUAACAGAUUUCACCAUUUCAAGCAAGGAUCAUGUUCGUGUGGGGAUUACUGGUGAAUCUUAAGGGAUCCAAAACAUGGAAAUAUUGAAGGAUAAGGCUAUUUUAAUCAUCAGCCAUAUUUCAGAUUAAUAGCGAUUUCUUAACCCACAACCCAACAGUAUCGGAUAAGAUGGGUUAAGGUCAAAUACUGAUGCAUUGCUAGUUGGACUCCUAACAGUUUCCUUUUUGGUGUGUAGAGAGCCGCAAAUAGCAAUGAUGUAGAUGGGGUUUGAUCCAAGAGACUUGGACCAACUCAACUAGUUGGCUCGCACUUAGAAGCCUCAGAAUUUUUCAGGCAUUAUGUGUGUAUUAGAGCUAUGAAUUUAUAGUUAGGGGGUUUGCAGCUGCCCAAUAGUGGGAAAACUUUACAUGGACACUUGCAACAAAUGAGAUGCAAGAAGAACGAGUUGGAGAACCUGUAAUUUUGAAGCAUGAUGCAAUCAAGAGGUUGGAAGCAUUUCCUGAAAAUGUUAAAAGAUGAAACUAUCUCCUUCUCUGGCUUCACAAUCAAUUGGUGCUAGGGCAGUGGACACUUCGUCUAUCGGAAACCGCUGGAAACAAUAAUUGUUUUUUUUUUUUUGUGUUUGCACCCGGUUCACCCUUUGGGCUACAUCCGAAUCGAGGCCAAGUUCGAGAUGGUUAGGUUCCAUUCCUCUCCCAAGGGUGUUGCAGGGAUUCGGACACGGGUCCAUCCUACCAAAGUCAGUCCCCAUCACCACUGGGCUAACACUUACUUGGUAGGAAACAAUAAUUGUUCAUUGUGCAUGUUCCAUGUUAAAAGUUCUCUGUCAUGGAAAAUUACAUCCUCGUCUUUAUCACAUCUAUUCCCUCGAUGUUUUUUAAUUACAACAUUUGACUUUUCUAUUAUUUACAGUUCUCCCUGUAACCUUGUAAAAAAAAAUUAUAUGAAUUUGGUCCACACUAAAUUAGCAUGGACCUAAUGCUAA
This is a messenger RNA of Beta vulgaris subsp. vulgaris (sugar beet), 3400 nucleotides long. RefSeq names its product pentatricopeptide repeat-containing protein At4g02750. Lineage: Eukaryota; Viridiplantae; Streptophyta; Magnoliopsida; Caryophyllales; Amaranthaceae. Gene Ontology annotation, molecular function: zinc ion binding; RNA binding; protein binding. Gene Ontology annotation, biological process: RNA modification. Bases 146 to 2470 code for a protein of 774 amino acids. The transcript has 2 exons. The record is from RefSeq and is a predicted model, not a curated record.